Diaporthe amygdali is the source of this 306-nucleotide messenger RNA. RefSeq lists its product as uncharacterized. The transcript has a single exon. The record is from RefSeq and is a predicted model, not a curated record. The coding region runs from base 1 to 306 and encodes 101 amino acids. Gene Ontology annotation, cellular component: cytoplasm. NCBI's taxonomy places the organism in Eukaryota, Fungi, Ascomycota, Sordariomycetes, Diaporthales, Diaporthaceae.
AUGGUCGGACUGAUCCCAAACACGCUCUUCCUGGUGGUCAUCACCUCGACCCUCCUAGCCGGUCUUCGACGCGGAAGCGGCUUGACCUUCCAAACAAACCAGAUCCAGAACGCCACUGGCGCCAAGGCCGUCUCUAUUUACCUGGCCAUCGGCGAGUGGGCAUACGAACGUCUUGUGGGCUUCGCGAAGGGCAGCCGCUACUUCAAGUUCGACCCCAACGUCACGGUGGAUGGGGUCAAGGAUCAGGUCAACGAGUUCACUCAGGGUAUCAAGGCUGCCGCAGAGCAUCUCACGAAGACUGAAUGA